Erythranthe guttata (spotted monkey flower) is the source of this 1161-nucleotide messenger RNA. The record is from RefSeq and is a predicted model, not a curated record. Lineage: Eukaryota; Viridiplantae; Streptophyta; Magnoliopsida; Lamiales; Phrymaceae.
AUGGAUUUUAACAGGUGGGGACUACUUGCUCGCCUGCUUGACUGUGCACCGAUGCUCAAGAUUGUGCACCGAUGCUCAAGAUACUAUCAUUUAGAUCGGGAAAAGGGCAUUUCACCUGACGUUGUCACAUAUAACUCGAUGAUUCAGGGCUUGUGCGAUUUUGGUAGAUGGAGAGAAGUCAAAAACUUACUAAAUGAAAUGGUCAAUCGCAAGAUUUCUUUAACUGUUGUUACUUUUAGUAUAUUGGUGGACGCAUUUUGCAAGGAAGGAAAUGUUAAAGAAGCUGAAGAUAUCUUGGAAAUUAUGAAGCAACAAAAUAUUUGUCCUAAUAUUGUCACGUACAAUGCACUGAUAGAUGGGUAUUGUUUGCAAAGGAAAAUGGAUAAAGCGAAAGAAGUAUUUGAUUCCAUAACGAGCAGCGGCCUUAAGCCAUGCAUUAUCAGCUAUAACUCUUUAAUCAACGGAUAUUGCAAGAACGGAAAAGUGGAUGAAGCUUUGCGUCUUUUUCUUGAAGUUUCUUCGAAAGGCUUAGAACACACAACGGUUACUUAUAAUACCAUGAUACAUGGAUUAUUUAGUGAAGGCAGAUUUGCAGAUGGAUGGAAACUUUUCAACGAUAUGGAAGCUCGGCAAGUACAUCCCGGUUUAUUCACUUACAAUAUUUUAAUGGAUGUCUUGUGCAGGACUCAUCAGAUUGCCGAAGCAUUUUCGUUUCUACGGGUGAUGGAAAAUAAAGGUUUAAAUCCUGAUAUAAUCACAUACGGUAUCCUGAUUAAUGGUUUGUGCAAAGAUGGGAAACUUGACGACGCAAAAAUGAUUUUAAACGAACUUCCUUCCAAAGGAUUGAAACCUAAUAUUAAAAUAUAUACCGUUAUUCUCGGUUCACUUUGCCGAAAAGGGUGUGUAGACGAGGCAGAAGAUUUGAUUGUGAAAAUGGAGAGAAGUGGUUGUGCACCGAAUAGCGUGACGUACAACUACAUUGUCCAGGGUUUGCUAAAGAAGAAAGAGGUUUACAAGGCAAUCCCAUUCUUAGAGGAAAUGCACGAGAGGGGAUUCUCAGCGGAUGCAGCUACUUCUUCCAUGUUAAUUAGUCGCCUGCAAGGAUCAAACAAAGAUGAUGUUCUUCUCGAAUUGAUUAAGAAAGUUGUACCGAAAAUCUAA